CAACAACCAAGAUGUCGGCUUGAGAGUACGGCUCGUACAAGUUGUUAGGAUUUUUGUGCAAAUUGCAAAAAAUACACCUUUUGAUAAAGUAAACGUCUGCCAGAAUGGUUUUCGAAUCGCUGGUUACUGAUUUGAUCAACAAAUAUUUGGGAGACUUUGUGGAGAACUUGGACAAAUCUCAGUUGAAACUUGGGAUAUGGGGAGGUGAUGUGGUUUUGAAUGAACUCGAUUUGAAGGAAAGUGCUUUGGAUGACCUUGACCUUCCAGUGAAAAUCAAAGCAGGUCAUGUUGGAAAUUUGACCUUGAAAAUACCAUGGAAGAAUUUGUACUCAGAACCAGUGAUUGCAACAAUAGAUGGUUUAUAUGCCCUUGCUGUACCAAAUGUUGGUAUUAAGUACAAUGCAGAAAAGGAAGAGAAAGAAAAACAGGAAGCUAAACAGAAGAAAUUACAGGCCCUUGAGGAAGCAAAAAAACUUGAGGCAGAAAAAGACAAACCAAAAGAGAAGAAAAAAGACUCAUUUGCAGAAAAGUUUGCAACUCAGGUCAUCAAAAAUCUACAAGUGGAAGUGCGAAAUAUCCAUGUGCGCUUCGAAGAUAAAUACACAAAUCCAAAACAACCGUUCUCUAUUGGCGUUAGUUUAAAGGAACUUCUUUUUAGAACGACAGAUGAGAACUGGAAGCCAUGUAUAAUAAAAGAGGCUGUUUCACAGAUAUACAAGCUUGUGAAACUGGAGUCACUGGCAGUAUACUGGAACAGCAGAACAGAAUUGUUUGAAGAUAAACCAAAGACAGAAAUCCUGAAAAGCCUGAAGAGUGCACUAGCAGAGGAAAACAAAGCCAACUUUCAGUACUUGGUCAAACCAAUUUCAUCAGUUGCUCAUCUCAAAUUGAACACGAAGCCGGAGCUUCAAGAAUACAGCACACCAAAGAUUUUUCUCACUAUUAUCUUUGAUGAAAUAUCCGUCUGCCUGGCAAAACUACAAUACAAUGAUGUAUUGGAGAUGCUGGAAGGUUUUGAGAGAGUAAGUCUGAUGGGAAUCUAUAAGAAAUACAAACCCAGUGUGCCUUUGAAAGGAAACAUCAGGACAUGGUGGCAUUACGCAUAUACCAGUAUAUUAGAAGAGACUGUAAGACGAAGAAGAAAAAUGUGGUCAUGGUCACACAUGAAGGAACACAGGGAUACAAAGAACAGAUACAGAGAGGCUUACAUCCAGAAACUAGAAAGUAAAAAAGUGUCCGGCGAUCUGCAAAAGAAAUUAGAUGAGUGUGAAAAAUACCUUGAUGUGUUCAAUAUCACUGUGAUUCGUCAACAAGCCGAACUGGAGGCAGCCAAACGUGGAGCAAAACGUGCGGAGGAGAAGAAAAAUGCAGGCUGGUUUGGUGGAUGGCUUGGAGGCGGGUCAAAGAAGAAGGCUGCUGGAAAGGAGAAAGGCGACAUGGAAAAUAUACAGGAGCAGUUCUAUGAACAGUUUAAUGCAGAAGAAAAGAAGAAACUGUAUGAUGCCAUUGGUUACCAGGAGAAUGAGGCUGAUCCUACUCUUCCAAAGGAGUUUGUGGCAGUGAGAUUGGUAACAAAGUUGAACAAUCUCUCAGUGAUGCUCAAAGAUGACAUGAAAAAGGAACCACAGAUCUUGAAGAUGCAGCUAAAGAGUGUGUUUGCUUCAGUGGGCCAGAGACCAGCAGCCAGUGCAGUGAAGGUGGAUUUAAAGAUGGAUAAGUUCACAUUACACGGUACACAGCAGGGAGACUUUAUACCCAGAAUGGUCACAUCCAUCACACAGACUGAAGCCACUCAACAGGCAUUGUCACUGCUAGAUGUGCUAUUUGAAACCAAUCCUCUGGAUGGACUGUGUGAUUCUAGAGUGAGAGUAAACACACGACCUGUACAGAUUAUCUAUGAUGCUAUUACUGUUAACCAGAUGGCAGAAUUUUUCAAGCCUCCAAAAGAUAUCCAGCUGAAACAAUUAUCCCAAGCUGCAAUGUCAAAGUUUGAUGAAAUUAAGGAACAAUCUGCCACAGGGUUGCAGCAUGCUAUAGACUUGAAGAAAUACACAGAAAUAGCUGUAGAUUUACAACCAUCAUAUGUUAUUGUACCUCAUGGAGGAAUAUGGACAAAACAGAAAGAUGUAGCUAAGUUAGUUCUCGACCUUGGUAAUUUAAAAAUAGGAACAGAAAAGAACCAAUCAGAUGAUAGUAGUGAGCCGAAAAGUCCACGUUCACUGGAAGAAGUGAUGUUGACGGCGUAUGAUAAAUUUAACAUCAAGUUGGAUAGAGUACAGUUACUGAUGGCUCAUGCAGGUGAAGAUUGGCAGAAGGCACGGUCCUUGUCCGACUCCAACAUGCACAUCUUGUGUCCUAUCUCUAUCUCAAUACUGCUGCAGAAAUGUAUGUUUGAUAAAGAUCCACGCAUGGCAAAGAUGAAAGUUAGAGGCGAACUACCAUUGCUAAGUUUGAACAUGUCAGACCAUCGACUACAGGAAAUCCUGUCACUGGUACAGAGUAUUCCACUCCCUGAGAGCACUCCCGAGGAACCUGCCGACCAGUUUGCUGAGGGUCCAGAUAUGUUACCCACAGUGGAUGUAAACGAGAACAGGAUAGCAAAGAAAGUACUGAUUGCAGAGGAGGAAAGUAAGAAAUCACCCGAGCGCAGCGAAUCCAUGGAGUUUGUAAACUAUACUGAUCUUGAACUGGAAUUUGUUCUUAAUGAGAUUAGUUUAAACAUAGCACAGAGAUUAAAGAAUGAGGAUGUACCCUUGCUUAGACUUGCUGUUAAUGACCUUGGUACUAGUGUCAAGGUCAAGACGUAUGACCUUUCAGCUGAAGCUUUCCUUGGAGGAAUACAUGUGCAAUACCUGAAAGUUAAUGCUGAGGACACAGACAGCAAAUAUGUGAAAGUUUCUGAUGACAUUGCCUCACAACUGGGUGAAAGUUUAUUCCAAGUGACAGAUCGAGGCCCUGUGAUUAACCUAGUCAACACACCCAGACCUGAAGGAAGCAAUUCAAAAUUGCUUGCUGUUCAUUUUCUAAAGGCCAACACAGAUGGUCCAGAGUUUGCCACUACAUACAAGAAAACAGAACAGUCUGUGAAUGUAGAGUUCUCUGCCCUUGAACUACUGUUACAUCAGGAGUCUAUAUUAGACCUACUGGUGUUUGCUCAGUCAAUCCAGCCACCAAAACUGACAGAAACUGAACAGAAGGCAACAGAGACAAAAACUGAGACAGAGGAAAAGGCCAAGGUUACAAAGAAAAAGGGGUUUAGCAAAGAUCCUGAAGUGAUUGACAUGUCAGUGAAGGCUGCCCUCAAGAUGUUUUCCGUCACAGUCUGCUCUGACGAGAAAUUGAUUACUGAUGUGAGAAUUAAAGGUAUAGAAGCAAAUGUGACUCUUCAGGAAAGACAAACUUUAGUGGGAGCAGUGCUUAAAGAUAUAUCUGUGAGAGAUCCAAGCCCCGCAACAUUCUAUCCAAAUAUACUAGAAAUCCAGGGCAGUGAAGUUUUGGCCCUAAAUCUGGCUAUUUACAAUGAAAACACAGCAGGGGAUCGCUAUGAAGAUAUGAGUAAUGUUGAUAUGAAAGUGGAAGUUUCUCUAGGUCAGAUCAAGGUCACAUUCCUCAACAAAUAUGUCACUGAUUUACUGGGUUUUCUUGACAAUUUCCAAGAAGCACAGAAGAAGAUAAAAGAAGCUGGUGAAACCUUGGCAGAAUAUUCCCAGGAUGCUGUGCAGAAUUUACAAGAAACAGCUUCAAGAUUGUCUCUUUCUGUUGACAUGAGAGCCCCAAUAAUAUACAUGCCCCAGAAUUCAACAUCAUACAAUAUUUUGAUGGUUGAUCUAGGUCAUUUGUCAGUAAAAAAUGCCUUUGAGAAGCCUGGCCAGAGAUCAGCUAAUGGAGUACCAGCUGUAUUAGAUAAAAUGAAUGUGACCUUGACCGAUUUAAAAGUUUCAAGGGCAGUUGUGGAUGCCUCACAGUAUGUAAAAUCAGAAGUGGAAUUACUACAGCCUGCAGAAAUAUCUGUAGAUAUUUGUCGAAACAUUGCUUCAAGCUGGUUCCAUGCAGUUCCAGAUGUUGAUAUUUCUGGAAAACUGAAAGCAAUCAAGCUGUUGAUCAGUCAAGGAGAUUUCACAGCAAUGAUGUUAGUAUUGAAUGAAAAUCUGUCUGAAGGGCAGGAUAAAACCAAGGCAGUGAAAGACCAGCCGUCUGAAGCAGAAGCUGUUACUAAAGACGUCGAGGCACCUGUUACUGCUGAAACUGCUGUGGCCACACAGAGCACACCACAAGCAAAACAGAGUGAGGAAACCUGGUGUAAACUCAAGUUUAACUUCUGUAUUAACAGUCUGUCUGCAGCACUAUAUAAUGGAGAUAGUCAGCUGACGUCUGGCUUGUAUCACCAUGAUGACAGUAAGUGCCUUGGACAGUUUGAACUGCAGCUGAUGGGACUAGAUGGUCACAUGAUGUCCAGUGGUGACAUGGAUGUCAAGGUCAUAUUGAGAGAUACCAUCAUGGAUGAUAAACGUCUGCAGAAACGUGGCGGAAUAACAAGAAUGAUGGAGAGAAGUAAGAAGUCUACAUCAGAUAGGAAAGAGGCAAACAUGAUUGAUGUCUCCUUUAAACAGGAGAAAAAUGAUAAGAACAUUGAUGUGCACAUGAGUAGUUUAUAUGUAUGUGUAUGCCUGGAUUUCCUGAUGUCAAUAGCGGACUUCUUUGUCAAAGGCCUGCCAAAACAACCUGAAGUAGAACCGCCCCCUGUUCAGACCAAGGAGACUCAGAAAGCAGAUGUACAGCCAAAACCUGAAGAACCUCCGGCCGGUGAGAUGAGUAUAUCUGUGUGUAUAGACAGGCCAGAGAUAAUCAUGAUAGAAGACCAGUCAAAGGAAGACACUAGUGCCUUGAUGUUAGAUAUGGAGCUGAUGUUUAGAAUGAGGCAGAGCCCGGAGACUAUGGAUAUGUCAGCAGCCAUCAAAAAUCUUGGCAUUGUCUCCUGUAAAUAUAACAGUAGGGGUUCCGGGGCACAGAUUCUUACACCAUGUGACAUAUCGUUCUACAGUAAGACCCCUAAAGAUCAGGGAGCACAUAUGGACGUUUCUACAUCAGAUUUAAUUCUGAAUAUAUCACCAGCAACUAUCAAGACUAUGUCCGCAAUAGCUGCAGGACUGUCCAAACAAGAUGAGGAAGGAGUUGAAGAGGAAAAGAUGCCUGGGGAUAUCUGGCAGAUUAAGAAGUUACAGGAUUGUGAUUUUUGGUUCCUCAGAACUGAUGAUGAAGACAAUGCAUUGGCUUCGGAACCAUUGGACCUUGGUGCAACUGUUGAUGAAGUUCUGGAAGAAAGAGGGGAACAGUUGUGUAAAGAGAAGAUGAUUGUAAAAGUUCCGUCAGUUGUUGUCAAGAUUGAAGGGGGCGUAGGAAACAGGACUGUCCCACUACUGAUCACAGAGAUGUCAUUCCAAGGGGAGGUCAGGGAUUGGUCAGGAAAGUUGUAUGUUGAAAGCAGACUGCUACUAGAAGUUGCUUAUUACAAUGAGAAAAUGUCUGUUUGGGAACCACUUCUAGAACCAGUCUUUAGUGAGGGAAAGUACAGGAGAUGGGAGCUUGGACUUGAGGUGAUGAAGAAUGAUGAUAUUGAACUUGGUCCUGAAGAUGAUGAGGAAACUGACAAUGUAAAGUUGCCCCCACCCAAGAUGACCAUAAAUGUUAAAUCAACAGAUCCCUUACAGCUGACCAUGACUAAAGCUUGCUUGGAGAGUUUAACCAAUCUUGGAAAGGCCUUUGGUGAUGCAUAUGCAUUGGUAGAGCCUACAUUGAAGGCUGGGGAGGUUAUGACACCGUAUGUUAUACGUAAUGUCACUGGAGAGGACCUGAUGCUUAAACUUGACAAUGCCUUUGAGAUUCCACCAGAAGCAUCAAAUGGAAAAAUAAAAUUGCUUUUUGGGGACGCUUUACCACUGAAGAACAAAGACGGCCCCAAACUUCGCAAGCAGGCAUCAGUGAUCAAAGCAUCACAUGCUUCUGAUGAAAAGAAAAUGAUCUUCCAAGUUGAGAAAUUCAAUGCCACAAGGGAGGUAACCGUCAAGCGGGCAGAGAAACGUUUGUUCCAUGUUGAUACAAAGGGCGGAGAACAGUGGGCAAUAGUUUGUGAUACACAGACAUCACUGGGACAGAGAACUGUGACAUUUAGGUCAUCUGUUCAGGUGAUGAACCAUCUGACAGUACCGGUGGAUGUUUUCUUUAAAGACCCGUCCUCUGGAAGUAUGCCUGUAUCAUCAGUUAGUCCCGAGGAGAUAUUCAGCUUACCAUUACAUACAAUAUACACCACAUCCGGACAGUUCAUGUUUAAACCCAUUAAAGAAGGAUGUGAUGAGUUAAGCGACCCUGUCAGUUGGAAAGGUGCAGAGAAUCUUGGACUGAAACAGUUGAUGUGUAAGGCCAGUGCCGGGCAACAGCCAUUUUACUUCAAGGUCAGGGCACAGAUUGAGUCAGUGUAUUAUGAAGGAGGAGACACAUUGGCUGCAAAGUCAACAACCUUUCACCUUUAUCCUACUGUUGUCAUGCAUAACCUCUUACCUUACAAGAUCAGAGUCAUGCUAGAGGGCACAGCUGAUGCCUUUGAGUUAGAUAGAGGAUGCAGUAUACCAUUGGAUCACGCCUGUGUGGGCAAAACCAACAUUGAAAUAACAAUACCAGAUUAUCAGAAUAUGGAGUGGGUAGGGCGCCGUUUAUUGGAGGUGGAUAUACCAGAGCUUUCAGUCUGGACGUUUGAAGCAUAUGACAAAAGCAAGAAAAUUACAAUGGACUUAGGUCUUCACUAUAAACAAGGGCCUGGUGUUCUAGAUGUGUCCGUGUAUAGUCCCUACUGGAUGAUCAACAAAACUGACAUGUUACUCAAAUACAAGGCUGGAGAUGAUGACCAAGUGGAUCAUGCGCCUGAUCUCAAGGAUGUUAUGAUGUUCUCAUUCAAGAAGAAUUCACUGUUUUCUAAGAAAAAGGAUGACACUUUGGAUAGAAAGAAGGACACAUCAGAUAGAAAGAAGGAUACCCUGGAGAGAAAGAAGGAUGCAGGAAAGAAACAGAAAGUUAAAGAAAUGAAGCAAAGUGGAAAAGCUUCUCUGAAGAUCGGAGAAGGUGAUUGGUCAGACAAGUUCUCUCUUGAUGUAGUUGGCAGUUCAGGAACUGUACAGAGCAAGAAUAAAACCAGGACCUGGGAGGUCGGAGUUAGCAUACUGUUGUCAAACUCUGGUCUCACCAAGAUUGUUACAUUUACACCAUACUACAUGCUGGUGAAUACAUCUCCCUACCCGUUGUUAUGUAAAGAGAACCAUGGAGAUAGCCAGUGGAUUGAAAUACCAUCAAAAGAGUGUGUUCCUAUAUGGCCUCUACAGACAGGCAAAGAAAUUACAAUGCAGACAAAGGUGAAGGACACUGAGAUAUCAACUAGUCAUUUCCUGUUCAACAAACCACAUACCACACUGCUCAAACUUGAUAAUGAGUAUGGAGGAAUAAAUGUUGAAUGUCAGGAGACAGAAUCCUCUGUAGUAACGACCUUGACCAAUUACAAGGCUGGCAUGGCAACUGUCCUUAUUAUCAACCAUACAGACAAGUGUGAUAUUUCUUACCAGCAGAAUGGUGGGGGUAAACCAGUGCAUGUAAUGGGACCGUCAAUGGCAGGAUUGUAUACAUGGGAAGAUUCUCUAGGGAAGAGAGAGAUGGUGUGGUCUUGUGGAGAGAAGAAGGAUGUGAAAAAUGAUCUCUCACAGGAUGGUAUAGGGGAAGUGUUCUACAAUUCAGACACAAAAGUUUACUGGGUGUCUUUCCUGAAUGGUAUGCAGAGAGUUCUACUGUUCACACAUGAUCUCGCCUUGGCAACCAUUGCUCAGGAGUUGUAUAAAAAAUCCCAGGCAGGAGAGUUGGAGAGGAUAGAGCAAGAGAUCAACUUGAAUAUUCAUGGAAUGGGGCUGUCCUUGGUGAAUAAUUAUAAACAACAGGAGGUGGCUUUCCUUGGAAUUACAAGCUCAGGCAUAAUCUGGGAGGAAAAGAGGAAGCGCUAUAAAGCAUUCAACCUGAAGAACUGUCAAGCCCUGGAAGGUGCUUAUCAGAAAUAUGAAACAGAGAAAUUAGGAGGGCAUACACCACCGGAUCAAGUACGCAUUGACAAGAUGGAGGUGAAUUUUAAAGAAAUGAUGAUGUUUAAACCGAAUAAGCGAAUGAUUCGACGAAGUUUCCAGGAUGGAAUCUGGGUUCAGUACAAGACAUCGCCUCAUCAAGUCCAGUUUCAUGCUAAAAUAAACAGAGUACAGUUGGAUAACCAGGUGACAGGAUCGGUGUUCCCUACAGUGUUAUCUCCCAUGCCUCCUCCUAAAUCAGUCGCUGCUGAAAGUGUUCCGAAGCCGUUCACUGAGAUCAGUAUGAUGUUAAGAAAGCAUGAACACAGUAACCUAUCACAAAUGAAAUAUUUUAAGGUGCUAAUACAAGAGAUGCAGGUUAAGGUGGAUCAGGGUUUCCUCAACAAUGUUCUAGACUUGUUCAGUUCUGACCAAGAACCUUCUAGAGAUCAAGAGAAACAAAUGUUAGAGGACGAUAUAGAGAGAACAGAGAAAGACCUGAUCACAACAAUGGGAGUGUCUCUUGCCAGUGAACAGAAAAUGUUCUACGACUACCUACAUCUCUCACCUAUAAAGGUUCAUCUCAGCUUUUCUCUACAAGGUGGUGGAGGUGGUGAUGGGAAACCUACACAGUUACACUCCAAUGUGAUAAAUGUGUUCUUGCAGUCAGUGGGUGUUGUACUGACAGACGUGCAGGAUGUUGUCUUCAAGUUGGGUUUCUUUGAAAGACAACAUACAUUCUACAACAAUAAAAUGUUGAUUGGAGAAAUGACCACUCAUUAUGCUGGUCAGGCAAUAAAACAGAUGUAUGUGUUAGUACUUGGACUAGAUGUUUUAGGAAAUCCGUUUGGACUGUUACGAGGUAUGGCAGAGGGCCUGGAAGAUCUCUUCUAUGAACCAUACCAGGGUGCCAUUCAAGGUCCUGAAGAGUUUGCAGAAGGUCUAGCGUUGGGGGUCAGAAGCUUGUUUGGACAUGCUGUUGGUGGCGCUGCAGGAGCUGUUUCCCGGAUCACAGGAACCCUUGGUAAAGGUCUUGCAGCCCUGACAUUAGAUGAUGAGUACCAAAAGAAGAGAAGAGAAGCAAUGAAUAAAAGACCAGCAAAUGUUGGUGAAGGUUUCGCUAGAGGGGGAAAAGGUCUUGUCAUGGGUGUGUUUGAUGGCGUUACUGGAAUUGUUAGAAAGCCAAUAGAAGGAGCAAAGAAAGAAGGUGUUGAGGGAUUCUUUAAGGGUGUUGGAAAGGGGCUGGUUGGCGUGGUAACAAGGCCUACAAGUGGAGUUGUUGACUUUGCCAGUAGCUCAUUUGAAGGAAUCAAAAGGAUAGCAGAAAAUGUUGGAGAAAUUCAUCGUUUACGUCCACCACGGAGGUUCCAUAAAGAUCAUGUGAUCAGACCUUACAAUGAGGCCGAGGCUGCGGGUUUUGCAAUAUUAAUGGAAACGGAGAAAGGCAAAUACUUCAAGACAGAUGACUAUGUAGCUCAUACUGUAGUGACUAAAGAUCAGAAAAAUGUCUUCUUGGUUACAAACAAGAGAGUAAUAUUUGCAAGUCGUGGAGAAAUUUUUGGCCAAUGGAAUUGUGAGUUUACGUACAUGUGGUCUGAACUGAAAGAAAAACCAAAGGCAACAGCUAAAGGUUUUGAGCUUGUCCUAAAGGAGAAAGAGAAGAAAUUUCUGUUUGGAGGAUCUAGCUCAAAGAAAGAGAUCCAUAUACAAGAUAAGAAAACUGUCGAGUAUAUAAUAGGGAAGAUAUCAGAAGCUUGGGACGCUGCCAAAUAAUCUCUACAAGAAGUAACGUCCACAAUGUUGCACAUGUAUAUAACCAUGCUACUACAAGAAGUAACGUCCACAAUGUUGCACACGUAGAUAACCAUGCUACUGCUGAUACAGACAAUAUAACAAAAUCUAUUGAAAUGAAUUUUAUCUUGAAAGAAGGCAAAAAAAAUGUAAAAUUGAGCAGUGAAAGAUUUUACAUUCAGCAAUAGAUAUAUGUAUGUGUUGUGCACUUCAUGAACACUUAAUAUAGUUUAGAACAAAUUGGCAAAAAGUUUAAAUUGGGUGCUUUUAUGAUUAUGGUAAGAUUGAAUGAGCUUAUUUUAUGUUCAGAUAUAGAACUUCAGAAUUGAACAGUCAAAUGAGAUUGACUUACUUUACCAGUUUUAUGUAGUGAAAGUGGAAAUUAAGUUUCACCUAUAUACAUUGUUAGACUAUCAGUUAAAGAUUUUAAUGUCUUUUGAUCACUUAUUUUUGAAUUCUCUUAAUGGGGUAUAAAAUGGUAUAUUUUGUGCUUGCUUAAAUUCAUGUUUCCUAAGUUUAGUUAAAAUGCUUUUAGAAAUGUUGUAGUAUUCUGUGGGUAAGGGUUAGCUUGUUAGGGUUUUAUACUUGCAGAAUGUUCAAUGACUCUUCUACUGCUUGGCUUCUUUAUCUUCCUCUUUGCUAAACUGCUAUAUGAUCUAUUUAUACACUGCUGUGUAAUCUAUUUAUACACAUUGGAAAAUUUGUAAAAAAAAAUAAUUAUCUGUUUUAAUCUGUGAAAUACACUAUAAUUAUGGUGUGUCCACUGUUCCUAAUUCUUUUUGAUGUUAAAUGUUAUUUUAGUAUGUUUAUAUCACAUUUAGUGCAUUGAUAAAGCUUGUUUAUAUUAUAUAUGUAUAAUUGUUUACCAUGUAACUUUAAUAGUCAUUUUAUUUACACAGUGUAUUCUUACAUAAUCUGUCUCAUAUAAGGGUUAAAUCCAGGAAAACUGCUACACUCUGUACAUUAAAAAUGAAAUAGGUGUUGAUAGUAAUAUUUUUUGCCACAGACUAGUCAUAUAGGGCUAGAAGCAAAGUGUUAGAAAUAGUUCCACAGACUGGUCAUAUAGGGCUAGAAGCAAAGUGUUAGAAAUAGUUCCACAGACUUGUCAUAUUGGGCUAGAAGCAAAGUGUUAGAAAUAGUUCAAAAGCAAGUUUUCUCUUACUUCGUUAUGGCUUUCAACCAUUAAUUCUUAUUGUACCCAAAUAUAAAUUAUAUAUAGUUGAAUUCAAUAUCUUGAGGUCACCUAUCUCAAAAUUCCGGCUAUCUCGAAGACAUGUUCAAGUCCUGUCCCCCAAAAAACACAUGCACAAAAUAUCAUUUAAAGUCCAAUUUCGGCUAUCUCGAAGUAAAGUGCUGGAUCUCUUGGAAUUCAAGAUAACGAGUUUCAAAUAAAGUAUUUUUUACCAUGACGUUAUUAUUAUAGCAGGGUUCGCACAGACUUGAAAACUCCUUGAAUUUCAAGCUGCUACAUGAAAAGUGCUUGAAUUUGCAAAAACCUCCUUAAAACUCCUUGAAUUCGUUUCUUGCCUUGAAAACUGCUUGAAAAGUGCUUGAUUUUAUGAUAAAAGUCCUUGAAUUUCCUUCUUCAGAAAUUUUGGUCAGCUUAAUAAAAAUAGAUCGUAAAAGACGCUUUGUUAUAUGUAUGCAUCGCCAUGUUUUAUGUCUACAUAACCUAUGUGUACCGUACGAUACGGGUUUUAAAAAGACUGGGACUAGGAAAAUUACGACGUGUAAAAAUUACGGACACCAUUUCCGUUACCGAUAUUGAAGAAAAUGUCAUGUAUUUUCAACAAAAAGUGGCUUGUAUCCUAUCCAUGGCUGGUCGAGCACGAAAACAAACAGAAAGCCAUGUGCAAAAUAUUGUAACAAAGUUAUUGACAUUAGUUCAAUGGGUGAUUUGGCGCUGAAAUCGCAGUCAAGUCUGAGAAGCACAAGAAAAAUGUACCUGAUCGAAGGUCACCCACGGCCACUCUUGAUGUGUUUACUAUCCACCUUCGCCCCCAGCAGCCAGAGGCACCUAAAACUUGAUCUUAUAUGACAUGAUAAGUCGCUGUUGAUGUAAGAAGUGUUGAUCAAUUGUUUACCAGUCAUUUUGUGUGUGAUAAAGUGUUGAUCAAUUGCAAAUUGGAACUUUAUAGAAAAACUUAUAUCACGUGAUAGUCAUUUUGGAUGUAAGAAGUGUUCACCAAUUGUAAGCCAGUCAUUUCGUGUGUAAUAAGUGCUUGUUCAAUUUUUUGCUUAUCCUUGAAAACGUAAUAGAAGUCUUUGAAAACUCCUUGAAAACCCCUUGAAUUUUUUGUCAGUCUGGCUGUAUGAACCCUGUAUAGGAGACAUUUUAAUUUAUUUCAUGUAUGCUUUAUUUUAUUGAUUUUUGUGACCCUGCUACUAACAGCUAGUUAAGGGUAUGACUGUUAGGUAUCCCUUUCAAAAUGAACUUUGUAUAUACAGUCAGACCUGUAUUAAAGACCACCCGGCUCUAAAGACCACAUGUGCUGUUUCCCAUUUUAACAUUUACAGUGUGUUUAACCUUUCUAUAAAGACAUAUAAUAUGUACCUGUCUAAUAUCAUUUACACUUUUUCAAUAGAUCAUUGUCCCAAUGGAUACUUGUCUAUAGCAGUCACCUUUCCACAGUUGACAGUUUUCUAUAGAGAUCACAUGUCUAUUGUGGCCACCUGUCUGUGGUGACCAUCUGUUUAUAAAUGGUCGUUUGUCUAUAUUGAUAGCCUGUUUAUAGUGGCCACUUGUUUGUAAUGGUUGCCUGUCCAUUAAGAUCGCCUGUCAGUAGAGGCCACCUGUCUAUAAUGGUCACCUGUCAGAAGUGUCCACCUGUCUAUGAUGGUCACCUGUCAUUCUCUUGGCUGGAUUGUUAUAAUUACCUUUCUUGAUCAGUGUUUUCUAUUGGAAAUCCCUCAUUUCUCCUUUUAAAUUUGUUGUUCUCUUGUAAAGGAUGUUGACUUAAAAAUAAUAUAAAAUUUUGAUUUGUUUACUUUUUGGGGAUAUUUUUAACAUUGACCUUUCACUGCUGAAAAUGGUUCCGUAUACGGGAGUGUAUGCAUUCCGUAUACUCUUAAUAUACGGGCAUAUACGGAAACAUUUUUCCCGUAUAUGGAACAUUCCAUAUACGGGAAUCCCGUAUUCUUUAAUUGGACAUUCAUGUUUUUCUCACAUGGAUCCGUUCAUUCAUACUUAGCAUAAAUACGUUUCAACAGUUUAUGCCAGUAUUCAAAGUUAGGGAUUGUCAAGGUCCAAAAGCAUGUUUAAGACGUAGGUUUUGAUCAUACUUUCAGGAAAGAUACCUUUUAUAUGAUAUUCGUAUAUUAGACAUAUACGGGACCGUAUACUCCCGUAUAUGCACAUAUUUUUCGCAGUGUUUAACAGUACACAAAGAAAAAAGUGUGGUAAGAAUAUUUGUUAAUUUUGUGUUUAUAUGUGGUUGCUGUUGUAUUAGUAUACAUUGAAAUUUAGAUGUUAUGAUGUUAUUUGUUAGGGAGAUUUUUGAACUUUAGCCUUACAAAGUGAUGUUGAUUUUUAAAAAUAUGCUUGCCAGAAAGGUCCAGUGUUAUUUUGUUAGAUAUAUAGUCACUGAGUCCAGGUGUGUAAUAAUGUUAGAUAUAGUCACUCAGGAUUGUGUUAAAUACUCAAUGAACUAUCAAAUAGUACAAUGAAUUAAACUUUUUGAAAUGUGUAAAUCAGUUUAUUUUCAGAGAAUUUUAUUUGGAAAUCCUUAAUGUUAAAAAUUGUACUGUAUUGACAAAAAAACUGUUUGCUUUAAUCUUCUGUGUAUCAUAUCAAAGUCAUAUUGAAUAGUUAAGUUUGUGCUACCAGGUGUAAUACUUACCAGGUAUGUUUGUAUAUAAAACAUUGAAAGAAGCAGUGAGUGAAGUUAGUGUAUAAAUACAUUGAGAGAUUAGUGUAAGUACACAGAGGAUAGUGUGAGUACACUAAGAGAUUAGUGUAAGUACAUGUAUAUUGAGAUGUUAGUAUGAGUUAAGUGAGAGGGGAGUAUAAAAUACAUAGAAAGGUUAGUAUGAGUAAUUUGAGAGGUUAGUGUAAAUACAGCAAGAGAAGCUAGUAUAUAUUUGUACUUUGAGGGAAGUUAUAUAUAAGAAAUGAAUACCGCUUAAAACAUGGAGAAAAACUAAUUUACACACAAUCAGAAAAGUUAGAAUAGAUACAUGUACAUUGAGAGAAAGUAUAGAUGCCUUGAGAGCAGUUUGUGUACAUACUAUGGGAAUCUUUAAAAGUUUGGAUGUUAUUGUUGAUAACUGAAGUAAAUAAAAUAUAGUCUGUAAAAUUUAUGGGAUGUAAAUUUAUAGUGUCGCAAAAAUGCUUUUUAGUGUUUUACAAGUGUUUGACUUCUUUUGUGAAUGAAUGUUUAAUAGCUUGUAUAUAUAAUACAUUAUAUACAGGAAUGUGGUACUUAAAGGUCAUUUUAGUACCAGUAUUUGGUUCUGAAAGGUCAUUAGCUUGUAUUGUAUUUUUUUCCAUUUGUGUUUUUGAUCUAAAACUAUUUAAGGGAUUACAACUUCUCACAAAAACAUAUGACAUUGAAAUGAAGUAUAGUGUACAGGAACCUUAACUCUGUUUUGCUUAUUUUUAUAUUUUAUUUUUUGAAACUGGUGAAAGGAUUUAUUUGAACUUCAGGAUUGUGGUGAAGAAUAGUUAAAGAAUGACAGUGUGGGUAAAUUGUAACUCUUGUAAACAUAUUGAAGGCAGUAGACUUAUAACAGGCUUGCUUCUGGUAUGCACAUUAUUUCAAAAUGUUUCCACUUAUUUACAGGAAACAUUUGCUGUAACAGGGUGAUGGCCAUGUCAAAUAUAGCUCUUGUUCAAUUUUUUACUUUAAAAACUGGGUUACACAAUUUUUAACAUAGUCUGAGUAAGGUCAGCCAUUUGUUUUAUUUUUAAAAUUGCACCUAUGACCUUUUGCUGUCAAAUAGAAUGCCUUGCUUCCAAGUUUGACCUAAAUCUGUCAAAAUAUUAAUUGAGUUUGAUAAGUUCUUGAUGUUUUAUUAGUGUGUCAACUUUAUAUUGUUGGUGUAUGGCAAAUUAUGUGUAAUAAUUUUAUAUGUAAUUAUGAUUUAAGCAGCAAUAGUCAUAUCAUAUAUGUUGUACACUCUGUCCUUGCUUGCUGGCUCAUAAAUUAUACAUUUGUGUUAUUUCUUAGCCUUAGAAAUGACAAAAUGAUAAACAGUACAAUGCCAUUUAUAUCUGUAUUGCUCAAAUUCCCAGACACUUCCCCAAUGUUAAUAGAAUUUUCUGCAAUGUUUAUAUAUUCCCCAAUGUUUAUAGCCUAUUCCUCAAUGUUUAUAAACUUUUCCCUAAUGUUUAUUGGCUAUUCCCCAAUGUUUAUAGACUUUUUCCAAAUGUUAAUAGACUUUUCCCCAAUGUUUAUAGACUUAUUUCAAGUGUCAGUUUAAUGAUUGUAACUAUUGGAUGUAGUAUAUAUUGGUAUUGUUCAAAUAUACUGCUUGUUGUUCUAUAUGCUUUAUUAUUGUCAGCAAUAUUUGUUUUGACUGUCACAGAUUCAUAUGAUUGUGUGUAUGGUAAAUCUUUGUCUUUGACUCGUGGCAAUAGAAUAUCAUUGAUGUCAAAACACAAAAAGUUGUUUCAAAGAUCAUGCUUCAAGUAAUAUGAUAAUAUUCAUAGUUAUGUAAAGUGUUAUUUUAAUCCAUGCUUCUAGUAAUAAAAUUUUCAAAUGUACUUAACAAAAAAAAAUUUAGUUUAAAAGAAUUGUUACAUCACAGUUCAUAGUGUUUAUAGAGAAUUUUAAGUAUCUAGGCUGACUAAUUAUCUGUUUAUAAAACUAGUUCGUUUUAGGAAUAAAUUCAGUAAAAUCAUUGGAUUUCAACUAUCACCUGUAGAUUAUUUUUGUAUUUUUUCCUUCCUCCUGUAGAAAGCUUAUUUAGAAGAAUAAGAUAUAAGAAAUUGUUUUUGAAAAAUGCCUUAGCAAAUUUUGGGCCUUGCAGUUAUAGAAAAGAGGUUUACUAUUGCAUUAGUUUUUGGGAUUUGGGCAGUGCCUUGCUUUCUGCUUUGUUUGCUUCAUCACUGGUAUAAAAUAAGGGUUAUUUUCUUUGGAUGAUUUGGGAAAGUCUUUUCAACUGAAAUUUUGCUGGGAUGACCUAAUAUAAUUUUGAUUUCCUUGGAAAGUAAAUGUGUAAGUGAAUAUAUAUAUUCAGCUUUGGACGUAUGUAUAUUAUCAGAUGUGGGUUAAAAGAUGAAUAAAUACAAGUUAAAUAUUGUGCAUGGUAAUAUGAGCAGUAUGAGGAAUAUAUUCAAGUGCCAGGUGUGUGAAACCUUUGAUAUAAACCGAAGUAUACUAAGUGUAUGAUAUUUUCCAUUGAAUUAUUUCUUCAUGUGAUACCAGUUAGUCUUGCGGUAGAAUAGUGCAACAAUUUUCCUUCCUUACAUUCUUUCCUAGGUUACUUUUUCAUAGAUGCUUUUUGUAUAUGAAUUUUAUAGUGUAGUUCUAUUUUAUUUUCUAUUUUAUUUCUAAGUAUUUGUUAAGUUUACUUUUGUUAUGCUUCUCUGUAUAUUAAAUAUAAUGCAUAAA
Molecule: messenger RNA, 16435 nt
Organism: Mercenaria mercenaria
Lineage: Eukaryota; Metazoa; Mollusca; Bivalvia; Venerida; Veneridae
Product: intermembrane lipid transfer protein VPS13A-like
Exons: 84
Coding region: 105-9863 (3252 amino acids)
Biological process (GO): protein targeting to vacuole; protein retention in Golgi apparatus
Cellular component (GO): extrinsic component of membrane
Source: RefSeq, a predicted model, not a curated record